Molecule: messenger RNA, 3268 nt
Organism: Pteronotus mesoamericanus
Lineage: Eukaryota; Metazoa; Chordata; Mammalia; Chiroptera; Mormoopidae
Gene: RFTN2
Product: raftlin family member 2
Exons: 10
Coding region: 527-2074 (515 amino acids)
Source: RefSeq, a predicted model, not a curated record
GGAGGAGGGAGUGGACACAGGAAAGAGGGGAACAGAGAAAAAAGAAAAAAAAUCUCAUGCCACGGUGUCUGAAUAUAUCCUCUGCUUGUAGAUAUUUCCAUCUGAGUUGCACUUUUGCCUUUUUAUUUCCGUUUUUGGACACCUCUUUUAUCAUGCAGCCAACUGGAAUAGACAAAGCACAGUUGGUGCCCUGAGCGACAGAACUCUGGUAGGGGGCUGGCUGUAAAUUGACGUGGCAUGGAAAUUCUCCACGAAGUUGUAGCAGCUUGCAUGUUUCUCCUAAGAUCAAGCCCAGCCUCCCGGAGCUGUAGCUUAGUCAUGAUGGGCUCAACGACUGUUCAGAAAAAUGGAUAGAAAAAGUCUUCAGCUCCUUUCUUUGGACUCAGAUGUUUUCUUUUUGAGUAUCUAUGGUGUAGCUGAAAAAAUCAAAGCAGUUAAGUCUAUAACUUUCUUUUUGCAGCUUGAACAACAGAAUUUGCUGCUCUCCCUCCCCUGUCCUGCAAUUUAAUUCCUUACAGAUUUUGCCAUGGGGUGCGGACUUAGAAAGCUAGAAGACCCUGAUGAUAGCAGCCCUGGAAAAAUAUUUUCUACCCUGAAGAGACCACAAGUGGAAACAAAGACAGAAUUUGCUUACGAAUAUGUAUUGCUGGAUUUUACUUUACAAGCUUCACCGAAUUCAGAAGUCAUCAAGAUAAAUUCAAUUCCAGACAUAGUGACAAAAGUGGAAGAUUAUUACCUUAAAGGAUAUGUUGUUGGGGCUAUUCAUCCUGUCAUACAACCUGUGCGGCAGAGAAAACAUCUACCUGCAAGUUACCUAUACAGGGCGGUGCUGUCGCGCUUGAAAUUAAGCCCGAAGCAUUCAGCAGCACCCAGUGGACAAAGACGCCCACGGCUUGUGAUUGAGGAAUGUCCUCUAACUUAUGAGACACAAACAAAUGACAUAGCAAAAGAACUGAUAGAAAAGAUUAACGUAGCUUCUAAAAGAGGAAUGAGAUUUGUCGGAUUCGUAUCACAGCAUUAUCCGCCAUUCUGCAAUGGAACCAACCAUGACGGAGAUAUAGAAUCAACGCUGCACGUGAGACACACCUCAGAUGAAAACUGUAAAAGUUGGAAUGAAGGAACAUUAAGUGGGCAAUCAUCUGAAAGUGGAAUUGAGGAAGAGUUUCAUCAUGAAAGUGGGCAGGGUCAAACAGAACGAGAUGGCAGCCCCAGUUCCUCUAAAUCCAAAAAGGGAGAAGAUAACAAGUUGUAUAUAGCCUUCAAUGUUUUUGACGAUGACUCAAGCUGCUGGACCUAUCAGGAGGGCAUUCUGUCAGUGAAAGUAACAAGAAAAGGAUCUGUCAUUAGUACACUUGAUGCUGAUUGGUUGGAGUUAACUACAUUUUAUUAUAAGCAAGGCUUGUCUUUAAUUGAUUCUUUUCUAUGCUGGGAAACAUCUAAAGGAGACCAUUUGCCUAAAUCUUUAGAAGGAUUCUUUAUCUAUGAAGAAGAAGGUUCUGGAGUUCCAGGUUCCAGUAGAAAAGGAAAUGAUGCCAUCGUAGUAGAACAAUGGACUGUUAUUGAGGGCUGUGAAAUCAAGACGGAUUACGGCCCCCUGCUGCACACGCUGGCCGAGUUUGGGUGGCUCCUGACCCACGUGCUGCCUACACCUAUACUGAGACAUGACAGUGAAGGGAACUUGGCUACAAAGCAGGUGGUGUUUCUUCAGAGACCAGUUAUAUGGAAUUCAGUGGCUCAGACACCAGAAAGACCAUGUCCUCCUCUUUAUUCAGAACUGCACCAAGUACAUUGUCAGCCUUCAAGGAAAGCCAGCCGGCAUAUAAAAGGUGAAGACAGGAACAAAGUCACCAGUAGGAGCAUCGGACUAGAUACGACCACGUCCCAACCUGCGGAGACCAGAAGCCCACCUGCGGAGGGCCCACUCUCUCCCUCCAGAGAGUGUUGGCUGAAGGAGAAGAGACCGGCACACUGUAGCAGCCUCUCGGGGUUCAGCAGCAGCGACAGCGUCCUGCGGGAAUUUGACGAUGGACAGUUUGACCAGGAAGAUGGAGUAACUCAGGUCACCUGUAUGUGAGCAAUGCAGUAAAGUAACAGAAGCCCCUGUACGUAAUUAUUAAAAUAACUGCCAAUUGACUUGAUUGUAUUACUUUAUCUGCAUUUAGGGGGUAGUUUGAAUUUUCCCAGGCUCAGGCUUCCUUCUAAUCACAGAAAACUUUGACUCAACCUCCCAGACAAGGAAGAAUAACCAACAUAUUUGUACAUUUAGAAUCAUGUUUACACUACUCUCAAAUAAAAACAUCUGUUUAAUCAGAUGUCUCAUUAGGUUAUUAACUGAUAAUCUACUUCAUUUUCUCAUGAAUGUACAUGUUAUAAUUUCUUACAAUUCCUGGUAAGAAGACUAAAUAUCUCAACCAGUAUUUUACCUAAUUAGAAAGUUCUCAGGACGUUAGAGUCUUACUUAAACUGAAAAAAUAAUGUGUAUGUCUCUCUCUCCCUCUUGCACACACACACAGGGCUAUUAAUGAAAACCUAUUUCCUGAAUAUAACAAUAAAUCCAAAUUUUGUCUUUAACCAUGUCAUGUAUGUACAAAACAAACCCCUAUUUGUUAAAAUAUUCUUUGGAAAAAAUCUUUUUUGUAUGUCUUUGCUUUUAAAAGGUCACCAUGUUACCAAGCCUGUACUGAUUCAUUGAACUUUAAACUCUGUUGUUUCUAAUAACCUAGAAAUAGAGAGAGCAAAGCAGCAUCCCUUACCAUCCAAUACGGGAAGAACCCAGUCUCAACAUUUAAAAAUCUUAGUAGACCGAAAGGGUUAAUUUUAUAUUUUUUAUAUUUCAAGUAGUAUGAAAAGGGAAAACAUCAACUUUGAAUGGAAACUGAAGACUUUUACAUCUGUCUGGAUUUGAAUUAUGCUUCUAUUUUGAUGGCUAAAUCAUGAAGAAGCUGGAGACCCAGAAUUUUCCGUCCUGCAGGCGUUGACAGGUGCUCACAGCACAGGCGAUGGGUCUGGCGAACUCGCUGUUUCACCUCUGCUUCUCAUGCUCUGCUGUAAGGGUGCCUUUGCCCUGCCCAGUCUUUAACAGGCGAACAUUAAAAUUCUACAAAACAGAGGAUUUUCAUUGCUCUAUGAAAGUCUUACUUUGAAAUGUGGGAACCUUCAAGUGAAUUACAACUGACUUUGCCAUUUAUAAAUUCAACAUGUUAUAUAAUUUUAUUAGCAUUGAUGUUAACAUUAUAAGAUCAUUUAAAUAAUAAAAUGUCAUUUGUCA